AUGUCAACGGCAACGGGCCCCAUAUCCACGGCCCCGACGCCUUCUGGAUCAACCGAAGUGUCCAAUACCCGCCUCUACCUGGGCAACCUUCCACGAACUGGUAUGCUGCGAACAAGCUAUGCUAGCUCACAAUUCAGCCCUGCCAGGCUUGACCGCCACGCCUUCACGACCGCUAACCUCACGGCCACAGUCACCAAAACCGACAUCGAGAACCACUUCAACAAACAUGGCACCGGUGAUAUCCUGGAGAUCAAGCUGAUGAACGGCUUUGGUUUCAUCGAAUACAAGGACGCCAUGGAUGCCCGCGACGUCGUGCCAGCUUUUCUCCAGUUUGCGCGUGGCGCUCGCAAUACCCGCGACGGCGGCAGCGGUGGCGGCAAUGGAAACACAUCUCAAGAACGCCCACCACCCCGGCCACGGCGCACCGCUCACCGGAUGGGUGUCACCGGCCUUCCCAACGACACCAGCUGGCAGGAUCUCAAAGACUUUGCUCGCCGAUCGGGACUGGACGUGGUUUACUCGGAGACCAGCCGGUCUGGUGACGGCUCCGUCGAAUUCGAAACGGCCCAGGAUCUCGCUACGGCUAUUGAGAAACUAAACAACACGGAGUUUAGGGACAAAGUUGUCACCUGCACAGCAAUUUAUCGCGACCGUGGUCGGUCUCGCUCACCACGGCGGCCGUACCCACCGCCUCGUGAUGACUAUGAUCGACGUGGUCCGCCGCCGCCUCGCGGCGGAUACAGCCCGCGCCGAGAUGGCCCGGGCUACCGCGACAACUACCGCGACCGUAGUCCCCGUCGCGACUACUAUGACGACCGCAUGCGCUACGCGUCACCGUCCCGCCGCCCUCCAAUGGAGGACUACCCGCCCCCACAGCGCCGCUACGACGACCCCUACCGCCGCGACUACCCGCCGCCGGACCCGUAUGCCAACCGUGGCCCUUACGAUCGCCCGCCGCCGCCCCGGGACUUUCCGCCCCGCGAUGCCGGUUAUCCGCGUGAUAAUGGGUACCCUCCACGCGAUUAUGACCGCCGUUACUGGUAA
This is a messenger RNA of Sporothrix brasiliensis 5110, 1044 nucleotides long. Its product is annotated as pre-mRNA splicing factor. The transcript is spliced from 5 exons. The record is from RefSeq and is a predicted model, not a curated record. Gene Ontology annotation, molecular function: mRNA binding. NCBI's taxonomy places the organism in Eukaryota, Fungi, Ascomycota, Sordariomycetes, Ophiostomatales, Ophiostomataceae. Gene Ontology annotation, cellular component: ribonucleoprotein complex; nucleus; cytoplasm. Bases 1 to 1044 code for a protein of 347 amino acids.